AUGCACCAGCGUCUUAUCGAGUUCGAGCCGCUGAAGGAUAUAUCUCAGCGUGCAGUGCGAGAACGAAGCCUCAAACUAAUUGCAGAAUUUCGGAAAUCAAACAGGCUCAACGAGUGGCGCACUGGAGAUCCGGGAACCUUCAAAGAGCAAGAACAACUGCUGUGCGAAAUUCUCGAAUUCGAGGCCGACGCUGCUAAACGCGCAUCUACGCAAAAGCCGCAGACGAAGGAGAUGGAAAAGCAGGCGCGUAAAGACAUGAAGUUUCAGGUGGCAGCAAAACACAGCAUGAAGAAGCGAAAGCGCUUGUUGGAGGCUCCUGAACCAAACUCCGACGAACCGAUUGAUGAAUUUGAUGCCCGUGUGAACGGAUACGGUCCCUUCGCCCCGGACGACGAUACUGGAAACAGUGGUCGACUCCCCAAGCGUGAACGGAUGAGCUGGAACGGAAUGGUGCAGAAUUUUUUGUCGGACUCGAAAUCGAUGCGAGACAAAGAAUUGCAGUUAAAAGAAUCAGCGUUAGAACUGGAGAAAAAGAGAGAAGAACGACUGGCCGCAGAGCAGACUAUGAAACUCGAAAUUCGAAAAGGAAAACUAGAAGUUGAAAACAAGAAGGAAGAUAAACGCUCUGAGGAGUUAUCUCAUUACGGUGGUUAAUACUAAAGUCAGA
Messenger RNA from Paramacrobiotus metropolitanus, 667 nucleotides. RefSeq lists its product as uncharacterized. The coding region runs from base 1 to 654 and encodes 217 amino acids. Lineage: Eukaryota; Metazoa; Tardigrada; Eutardigrada; Parachela; Macrobiotidae. The record is from RefSeq and is a predicted model, not a curated record. The transcript is spliced from 2 exons.